Molecule: messenger RNA, 1395 nt
Organism: Miscanthus lutarioriparius
Lineage: Eukaryota; Viridiplantae; Streptophyta; Magnoliopsida; Poales; Poaceae
Source: the annotation of a GenBank genome assembly
AUGGACGCGUCGAGUUCUCUCCUACUGAUCCUGUUGACCCUCCAUUCUGCCAUGACCGCCGCCGCCGCCGCGGAUCUGCCGGCGGCGCAGCCGACCCACCGGAGGCUACUACUUCAACAGGACACCAAUCUUGCCGCGCCGCCUCUGCCUGCAAAGGUUCAUGCCGUCCCAGUCCCCGCUCAUGUCCCCGCUCAUGGAACCGGCUCUUUUCCGGCGGCGUCUCCCAGUCGGCACGGGGGGGAGAACGAUCCGAGCGAGGCGGCGCCAACGACGCCGGCGGCUUAUUUGUCGAGAUCCAUGAGGUGGCUGUACAUGGUUGUUCUUCCGGCGGUUGCCCUGCUGUUGCUUGCUGGACUAGCGUGCUGGCUUCUGUGUCGUAAGAGUGCAGUUGCGACCAUUGGCCCUUGGAAGACUGGACUCAGUGGCCAGUUGCAGAAAACAUUUGUUACAGGAGUACCAAAGUUGCAGCGGUCAGAGCUGGAACGUGCCUGUGAGGACUUCAUUAACAUUGUGGCGAGUUAUCCACACUACAACGUCUACAAGGGAACUUUAUCAACUGGCGUUGAGAUCGCAGUGGUGUCCACUAUGAUUACAUCAAGUAAGGAGUGGUCAGAGCAUUCAGAGAGCUGCUUCAGGAGAAAGAUAGACACCCUGUCGCGAGUAAACCACAAGAACUUCGUCAAUCUGCUUGGCUUUUGUGAGGAGGAGGAACCUUUCACCAGGAUGAUGGUGCUCGAGUACGCGCCGAAUGGGACACUUUAUGAGAGUCUUCAUGUUGAGGAUUUUGAGCACAUUGCUUGGCGAGGUAGGAUGCGGAUUGUUAUGGGACUAGCCUACUGCAUCCAGCACAUGCAUGAGCUGAACCCUCCUGUGGUGCACCCUGACCUGCAGUCCAGUUCCAUACUGCUAUCUGAAGAUGGUGCUGCAAAGAUCGCGGACAUGAGCGUUUGGCACGAAGUGAUUUCUGAAGCCAAAACGGCGACAAAUGGCGAGCUCGACCAUCACCAAGAACAGGUGUCCGCUGGCCUAGCAGGGAAUGUACAUAGCUUCGGUGUUCUACUGCUUGAAAUCAUCUCAGGGAAGCUUCCAUUUCCAUAUCCCGGACACGAGCGCUCCCUCGUCAGCUCGGCUUUGGAGUGCAUAACCAACGAUGACCGGAGUAUAGCUUCCUUGCUCGAUCCAACACUGGGCGAUCACAGGGAAGAUGAGCUAGCGAUCAUCGGCGAGGUGAUCCGAGCCUGCAUCCAGAGCGACCCGAGGAACAGACCGAGCAUGAGGGAGGUCGCUGCCAGGCUGCGAGAAGCGGUAGGCAUCUCGCCGGUGGCUGCGACGCCGAGGUUGUCUCCGCUCUGGUGGGCCGAGCUGGAGGUCCUUUCCACCGCGGAAGCAAGCUAA